ACUUGGGAACACCGGUGAGCAGUGAUUGGUCCUUGGGAACACCGCUGAGCAGUGAUUGGUCCUUGGGAACAUCGGUGAGCAGUGAUUGGUCCUUGGGAACAUCGGUGAGCAGUGAUUGGUCCUUGGGAACAUCGGUGAGCAGUGAUUGGUCCUUGGGAACACCGCUGAGCAGUGAUUGGUUCUUGGGAACACCGCUGAGCAGUGAUUGGUUCUUGGGAACACCGGUGAGCAGUGUUUGGUCCUUGGAAACACCGCUGAGCAGUGAUUGGUCCUUGGGAACAUCGCUGAGCAGUGAUUGGUCCUUGGGAACACCGAUUGGUCAUGAGCUCAACACAGUCAAGCAUUACACAAUGGGUGUGUUCAGUGAACCUGCUCCCUCAACUUUGUCAGCACUUGGCUGGUGAGCUGUAUCAAGCUGUCUUCAAAGGCCAGUUCGUCUUUGUCUCAGACUUCGCACUGACGAACGCAAGACGAAAUGUUUGACGACUUCUUCCAUCGAAUUGAAACUGAACUUGGGCCACUAAAUUCAGACUGGUUUGAAGAGUUGACUGUGAGAGCUUCUGAAGAUGGCUGCGGUAACUCCACAGCACAUAAGGACAAGGACAAGGUCAUUUUCAGAGCUCCAGAGACACCAGUCUUGGACAGUCAGAUGUGUUCAACACCCAGAAUAUUUAGGCGCAGACGGCCACUUUCUCCUGCCUCAGGUCUUGAAGAUACUCCCAAUUCAGGGACGGGGAGAAUGUUUCCUGCUCCACCAGGUGCAGAAUCAAGCCCAUGUCUGUUUGACUUAGCUAAAGACAGCCAGCAGUUUCAUAAAGACUGGGGAUCAUUAAAGACAAGUGCAUGCUUGGAUCUACUUGACACACCAACAGAUUUAACAACACAAGCCUCAUCUGCACAACGCAUCAGCGAGAGCCUCGGAGCUAAAUUAAACCCCGAUCUAUCUUGGAGCAGUUCCUUUAACACACCAUCAUUGACCCCCACCGUUAUUUUAUCCAAAAAAACAGAAUGCCAGUCUUCACCAGUAAGUUUUCUCAGAGACAAAGAAGUCAUUAUUGUUCGAAAGCUGUUUCCAUCACUCUCAAAAGAUUCAGAAUCAACAUCCAGUGUGCAGCACAACGACAUAAACGGUGGGAACGUCCACGCAGAAAAACAAAAAUCUGAUUCAUCCACUGACAACUUAGAUGGUGUUUGGAGGCAGACGGUACCGGAUGCGAUUAAGGACAGCGAUUUGCGGAACACAGUGGAGAGCGUCCUCGACGGAGCCGAGGACGUGCUGUCCUUCUUCUUCACGGACAGCGGCUCCUCACUGCGAAGGGUUAAAUCCACGGAAAGGAAAAAGAGGUUGAACGGUGUUUAUAAGGAAGUAAAGGCAGAUCCCGUGACAGUAGAGCACACUACAGAUCGUCCAUCCGCAUCAAAGACAGUGACCGGUGCUUCUGUUGCAAAUUUAAAGUCCCCUUUAUUUUCAAGUCAGCUUGAUAAUAAGGAUUUUACACAGUGGACCCCGCUAAGUUUAUCUGAUGUUCAAUACUCAAAGCCAAACCAAGCGUGUAUCUCUGAAAUCUCAAGUAAACUCACUAGUCCUGGAGUGGAUGAUCACCGUAUCGCACAGACGUUCUCUCCUGAUUCGAUUCGUGAGAAGUCUCAGGGGCAAAUCUCUUUAUCGGAGGCAUCUCCUGCACUUACCUUCUCAAGAAAACCCAGGAAAUUUGUGUAUCGAGUGCAAAAUUCAGAUAGUAAAAAAAAGCACAAUGUCACUGAUGCUGCGGUUGGAAAACACUACCAGGAAGCUUCCAGUCAUGAAGAGGAUGUCCACACGGACACCGGAGAUCAGUCGGUCCAGCCAGCAGAAACUACCGUUAAGCAGGUCCAUCCUACACUUCUUAACAUAGACCAUGAGCUCGAUAUGUCUCAGCUUUGCAAAGCGUUUGCGGAGGAUUUCACUCAGGAAGUGAACUCGUUAAAAGCGCCACAAAAAAUCGCACAGAGCAGCCGUGAAGGUGUUUUAAUCCCAGCUUGCACUGUAGAAGAAAUAAACGAUACGCAGGCUAAAGCAGUAGCUGCGAUACAGUGCGAAGGUCACGUAGACCGUCAGACAGCAGAAGUCGUUCAUUUCACAAAUACACAAUCCUUUGAGAGCGCAGUCUGUGACGAUGCCUGUCCUACAGUUCGUUCUGGUUUUAGCCCGGAAACGUUACCAUGCAACGACACCGAACAUCUUUAUUCUGGAUUUAAAACAGCAAAUAAUGCGAUUAUUGUAGUACCACCUGAAGCUUUAGUGAAAGCCAAAGCAGCGUUAGACGAAUCCUCAGAGCACACAGAGCACCUCAUGACUCACACAGGCACUUCAGGCGUAACCGAACCGAUACAAGCAGGUACAAACUGCUGCAAAACUUACAAACCUGUAAUAGCAAACACUGCUGGAGAGAAAUCGCCUUCAGAAAGCUAUCAUGAAGCUGGAAAAGAAACUUCUAAUGAAAGCGUUUUAAGGUCUGAGGAAGCUCCAGCGAAUAUGCCUAGCAUGUUCAUGUGCCAAACAAACGAAUCUGGCUUCAAAACUGCGUCUAACAAAAGUAUAACUGUCUCAUCUGUGAAUCUCGAAAAAGCUAAAGACAUUUUCAAGGAGUUGGAUGAAGAGAAGUUAGAUUCAUGUCCGUCGGAUAACAAGAUGCAGAUCUGCAGUAUAAACGGUGCCAAGCCGUAUAAAUCUGCACAACGUUCCACCGGCAACGAUGACGGAAGUUCAUCUUUGACGGCUUCGCAAAGGGCGGACGUGACCGAGCUGUGUAGUAUGUUAGAGGACGCAGGCAGCCAGUGUGAGUUUACACAGUUUAAACACACAAAGAUGGACUCGAAAUAUCCAGAUAGCCUGCAGCUGGAGCGAGAGUGGGACCCUGAGAUACUUGCUGGUAUUGACUUUGACGAUAGCUUUAACUGCAAUUUAACCGAGAGGCAGGUCGUAAAAAAACAUCAGUCCAAGGCAGAUACGAACGCUUCGGUCCCAAACGGCCUGAUGAAUGGAGACGUGGCCGUUCAGAAUUUAAAUAUCAGGAAGUCUUGUCUUAUUCCAUGGGAAAUGCAGAAUAAGGCUGAUGACAGUGUGCAGGAAAAGGCUUUUUGUUCUGGCUUUAGAACUGCAAAGGGAAAUGCUGUGACCAUCUCUGUGAAAUGUCUGAGCAAGGCCAGAAGCCUUUUUGCAGAUCUAGAGGACACGGAGAGAAACUUUAGUCCCGAGAGUGACAGCAAUGCGGAUACCGUUAAAGAAAACGAAGAUCGAGCAGGUGACCACCAGGACACGGUGGAUCGCAGGAUCGCAGUGGAAUCAGAUCUCGAACCAAAACAAAGGAUAAAUGCGUGUAAAGGAAACGCGAGCUCAAUAAACGAAGAGGCUGAAACGUGUAAACAGAUGUGUAGCAAAACAAAUCUGGAAACAGGACAAGAAACUGUAGAUCAGAAACCAGAUUUAAAUCGGAGCAGCACGGUAAGUUCUGGAUUUAGUACCGCUGGAGGAAAGGAAUUAAAGAUCUCAGAAAACGCUCUUCAAAAUGCAAAGGAACUUUUAAAUGAACUUGCAAAUGGCAAAGAAUCCAAGUAUGACCGUUUCCCUGCAGAAACAAAAGCCACCUCUUGGACUUCAGCUCAGAAUUCUUAUGAUUUAUUGGCAGACAUAGUUGCUGAAUCGAAAACGUCUGAUGGAUCUUUACCAAAAGGUGGAAAAGAACCCAAUUUUGAAAUCGGCCCCGACACAAAACAGGCAACGUGUCCAACUCCUCGAUCCGUCAAGAGUAAUGGGUUUAAAAUGGCCAACGGCAAAGAAGCGUCUGUCUCAGCAAGUGCAAUUCAAAAAUCAAAACCCAUUUUCAAAGAUAUUAAUGACUGCACGAGAAGCUCGGAUGAAGCGAAACCCGAGGAAACGAACGCAAAGCUGGAUCUCGAAGUAGAUACACGCCAGCACACGUUUGUCAACGGAUUCAAGAUGGCAAGUGGGAAAGGAGUGAGUUUUUCUGAAAAAGCGUUUAUGAAAGCCAAGACGUUUUUUAAAAAUUGCGAUCCCGAUCGUGUGGAGGUUUCUCAAGUAAAAAGAGACGACACAAGUGUGAUGGAUGACUGUGGCUUCAAGGCAGUUGCGGGAAACAUGGUGAAUUUGCCCGGAACAGACAAUCUGAACAAAGAGGCCUUAAAGAAAGACUCCACAGAUUUAAAUAAAUAUGUCCAAAGGAAAUUCACUAAAACCUCCUCUGAGACUCUUCAACCACCAUCUGUCUGUGGUUUCAGUACAGCAAGCGGUGCUGCGGUGUCCGUUUCAGCCGACGCACUUCAGAGAGCAAGAGCUAUGUUGGAUGAUUCAAAUGCUGCUUCACCUGGUGAAAGGAGAUCGGAAAUAUCAGAAGCAAGCAUUCUUUCCAAAAACGAGGCCGUCGUUGCGGGAAAAACCUACGGCUUUAGCACAGCAAGCGGAAGGAAAGUCGCCGUUUCUGAGAAAGCCCUCCAGAAAGCGUGGAGUCUUUUUACUGACUGUGAUGUGGAUGGAUUAGGACCUGAUCCCUGUAAUUUGUCAGCUCCAAAGACAUCAGCAGCAGGUUCUGAACCUACACACGAAUUGCUUUUCAAUGCCGCCAGGAACAAAAACGGCGUGUCAGAAAAGGAGCCGAACAGGGGUAAGGACGUGUCGGUCGGUAGUGACGACGGUUCAGUACAACAUGGAAGUUAUAGCGGUGAAGCUUUGUGUGCUAAGAACGCAAGCGUGCCAGAUAAUGCCGGAAAAUCCGAAGGAAGAUAUGAGAACAUGAUUAAUGGAGGCCCAAAGGCUGAUCACUCGGGAUCAGGAAAUUGUGGCUUUAGCACAGCCAGCGGAAAAGGUGUUUGCGUGUCAAAAUCGGCCCUCGCGGUAGCGUACGAGAUGUUCAGAGAUUGUGAUGCCCAAACAGUUACUAACAGUACAAUUACCAAUGACGCUCCAUCUACAGCUAUUGACAAGAAACCUAUCGAGUCAGAGACCAAAGCCACUAAUCCACCUCACCCGUCAUCACCGGCCGCUCAGGAUAAUCCUUCCCUGCUGAGCUGCCAUUCUUUAAAUCUUGAUGGAUGCACUGUAACCCAGCAAAAAUAUUUUGAGCAAGAAGCAAUGGCUUGCACCAAAGCACUCUUAGAGGAUGAUCUCAACGAGAGUGGUUUGAUGAGUAGCUUGGACUCUGACGUCAGGCAAAGUCCUGCACAACAUCAGGAGAUACGCUUAGGGGUGAACACAGGAAUACGAAAGCGGCCGUCGGAUGACGAGCUUUUGACAGGCCAACCUCCUUUGAAAAGAAGACUUGUUUCAGAGUUUGACCAGAUCUCAGACGACGGAACAGCCUGCGCUCCAGUGAAAAGCAGCCCCAACGGGACCCUGAGUGACAGAAGGGUCUUCAAAUACAACUUGAAGCCCAAUAUCACUUAUCCGUCCAGGACUGUCAUGGACCAAGCAUCAGCCAACCAAGGUCACCUCAAAAGGAGAUCCUCAGACCCCAAGGCUCCAGUGUUUAUACCACCUUUUCGAAAAAACCUCAAGGAGGAAACGCCACAAACCCGUGUUCCUACAGCUGUGGCCCAAGUUCCCAGUGUGUUUGUUCCACCCAUUAAAAAGAGAGCUACAUCAGGUAACGUUUAUGUGAAGGAUUCACCACUGAUUUCUGCCGAUUCCCCAGCCAUCACAAGCUCUAGCUGUGAAAGCAGCAAGUAUCAUUCAGCCAGAAAUACAGACAAACAGAAAACAGAAGAAACCAAGAGAGAGGAGAUGCUGGAAAACGAUACCACUGUCCUUGGGGAAACAAACAUCAUUUGGCAGCAGUCUUUGGAGUUAGCACGAGAUAUUCAGAACAUGAGAGUCAGAAAAAAGAAGUAUCAGAGAGUUCGACCUCUACCUGGCACUUUUUACCUGGCUAAGACGUCCGGGGUGAGCAGAAUUUCCCUGAAAGAGGCUGUAGGGUACAAGUGUCCUGAGCUCCACACAGAAAACCAGCUCUAUCAGCAUGGCGUAUCCUUCAACGUGUCCCAGAUAACCAGCGAGAACGCAGAGUCGUUCCGGUUCAGCUGUGACGAGUUUUUCAAACGUGAGGUUCUCCGAGACACCGGAGGGAUACAGCUGGCUGACGGUGGGUGGCUGAUUCCAGACAACAAGGGAAUGCUGGGUAAAGAGGAGUUCUACAGAGCCUUAUGUGAUACUCCUGGUGUUGACCCCAAACUGAUAAGUGAAGCAUGGGUGUAUAACCACUAUCGGUGGGUUGUGUGGAAACGCGCCUCCAUGGAAAGAGCCUUCCCAGAAAUACUGGGCGGUCGGUGUUUCACUCCAGAGCAGGUGCUUCUACAGCUCAAACUCAGGUAUGACGUUGAGGUGGACCACAGUAAAAGAUCAGCCCUGAAGAAGAUUAUAGAGAGAGACGACACACCAGCCAAGACCAUAGUGCUUUGUGUGUGUGGAAUUGCCAAAGAUGACCAAAGUUUAGUCAGGACAAAGGAAGCCACGAACACAACAGAUACAAAACCCGAGUCACCCGCUGCAGUCAUAUGGCUUACCGACGGCUGGUAUCCCAUCAAAGCGCUACUGGACGUACCUUUGUCUACCAUGCUGAGAAAAGGCCGUCUCCGAGUGGGUGUGAAACUUCUGAUCCACGGCGCAGAAUUAAUCGGCUCUCAAGACGCCUGUCCUCCGCUAGAGGCUCCUGAAUCACUCAUGCUCAAGAUUCCGGCAAACAGUACAAGACGAGCUCGCUGGGACACAAAGCUCGGCUUCUAUAAAGACCCUCGACCCUUCCCACUGUUGCUUUCAGCACUGUAUGCUAACGGAGGAGUGGUGAGUCGUGUGGACAUCACCGUGUUAAGGAGUUACCCAAUACAGUGGAUGGAAAAGAAGCCAGGUUCUGUCUUUGUGUUUCGCAACGAGCGAGCUGAAGUCAGAGAAGUAGCAGGAUACAACAGGACCAAAGAGAAGACAUUGGAGCACCUUUUCUCCAAAAUACAAGCUCAGAUAGAGAAAGAGGAAGAAGAAAAGAGGAAAACCAGGAGAGGCAGAACAUUUAGUCUGCACGAGAUCAAGAACCUGCAGGAAGGAGAAGAGAUUCAUGAAGCGAUGGAGAGCGAUCCAGCUUUGGUGGAGGCACAUCUAAGCACCCAGCAGGUGAAAGCUGUGAGUAGCUACAGGCAAGUUUUAACCGAAAGGAAGAGAGCGGAGUUACAGGACCGGGUGCACAAGGCUGUACAGGAGGCUGAGGGGGGCUGCGCUAACCGAGACGUUACUCCUGUCUGGAAACUGUCUAUUGCUGAUGCUAAUGAUUUACACAGCAGCUGCGUAUACACACUGAAUAUCUGGCGGCCUUCUUUGGACUUGCAAUCCUUACUGCGAGAAGGCCGCAGAUACAAAGCUUAUCACCUGGCCACAUCAGAGACCAAGAAACGCUCCGGAACUUCGAACAUCCAGUUUACAGCUACCAAAAAAACCCAGUUUCAAGACACUGAGGUUUGUCCACAAUGGCUAAGUUUACAUUUUCCUGCAAGACAAUCGGUGAAAUUCGGAGAUCUUCAGAGCCCCGGAUUCAGCUCUCCGUGUGGAGAGGUUGACCUUGUGGGCUACGUCGUUUCUAUCUCGGACAGACAAGGUACUUCUCCUGUGUUGUACUUGGUGGAUGAAAAGUUUGACUUUGUCUCUGUGAGGAUCUGUAGCAGCCUGGCACUUCUUGCUCUGGAGGACCUGGUAAAGCCAUUAGCUCUACUGGCUGUAAUCAACCUGCAGCUCCGACAGCAGUCUGGCCCAGUCCCCAGCCUUUAUGCUGGAGAACAAGCACUAUUCUCUACAAACCCUAAAGAAGCCUACUUACAGAAAGAUAUUGCUCGUCUGAAGACGUUCGCUGAGGAUUAUGAGCAUUUCUUCAUAGUCGCUGAAGAGAAGCUCUCGAACCUGAUUCCAACAGGUUUCCUGAACUCUUGUGAGUCCCCAAGAACUCCAGGUUUACCCUCAGUGCCAAAAUCAAACCUCAGGAAUAAUGCAAGCCGAGUUUUCUCCCCUUUCACUCCUGUGACCAAAAGAGCCCCUAUACCCACCGGAAACUCCGACACUAAGGACCCCAGGAGUGUGAAAAGGAAGCGUGGUAUGGAGAACCUUUCACGCCUUCAAAACCCAGCACCCCUCGUUCCUCUGGGAAUGGUCCGCUCUCCCAGAAUCAGCAAGACUUUUAACCCUCCCAGAAGGUGCGAGACUCCUCGUAAUCCACAGACAGCACCAACUCCAUAACCAGAAAACAAACAGUAGGUGGAUGGUGAGGAACUGGCCAUGAUAAACACCUAAAGACGUAUCUGAUGUAGCGUAGCAGCCUGAGUUGAGAUCCCGGGUCCAUUCUGUGGAACAAAGAUUCAAAUAGAUAAAGGAAUGAAGGGAGGGAGACUCUGCUCUUGUGUCGCUACUGUUUUAUUGUAUAUAGUCCAUAUACGGUCCAUUUAUUUCUACUAAAUACUGUGUACUGCUACUGAUAUGAUUGCACAAUGGAUGUUUUUGUAAUCUUUGCUAUUCUGUAGUUUUGCCAGUUUCUUAAAAAAAAUAGACGAAUAAAUGUUUAUUUAUUUUUUUUUAA
Tachysurus fulvidraco (yellow catfish) is the source of this 8603-nucleotide messenger RNA. RefSeq names its product BRCA2 DNA repair associated (gene brca2). Gene Ontology annotation, biological process: double-strand break repair via homologous recombination; regulation of DNA-templated transcription. Gene Ontology annotation, cellular component: nucleus. The record is from RefSeq and is a predicted model, not a curated record. Bases 476 to 8266 code for a protein of 2596 amino acids. The transcript has 27 exons. NCBI's taxonomy places the organism in Eukaryota, Metazoa, Chordata, Actinopteri, Siluriformes, Bagridae.